Staurois parvus is the source of this 269-nucleotide messenger RNA. Lineage: Eukaryota; Metazoa; Chordata; Amphibia; Anura; Ranidae. The record is from the annotation of a GenBank genome assembly.
AAUGUCUGUUUCUGAAUUGUAUGGGGGGGGGGGGGGGUUGUGGCGGGUUUGGGGGGUGGAAGUACAUACCUAAAGAAAAAACGUUUAUUACCUGCAGGGGCGGACUGACAACUCACGGGGCCCCCGGGCAAUAGGGGAUCAGGGGGCCCCUGUGUCCUUGCCCAAACUCAAAAAAGGUACCAGGGGCAUCUCAUGGGGCCCCAUACUGACCCGAGGCCCUCGGGCAGUGCCCGAGUUCCAAAUGGUCAGUACACCGCUGAUUACCUGUU